UUUUUUUUUUAUUCAUCUCGAGUGCAUGAAUCUGUCUCAGUAGCUCUCUGUUAAGUGGUAUAUGAGGAAGUAGGAGAGAGGACGAGAAGAGCUCAGAAAACAUGCAAUGGUAUUCAUUGAAUACAAUUUGGAUGAUUGCGAUAACAAUAGAGCUGACGUCACAAUCAGAAAUUCUCAUUAUUCGUCAUGGACGCUCUCGUUCUCGACAUUCGUCAGAAAAAGAGCAUAUUCGAUGGGGAUUAAAAGCACUUGAUAAUCAAACGAUCAUAGAAAAUCGUGAUACAUUAGUUGAAAGUAAAGAACAAAAUGAGGCAAAUGCGGAUGUAAAUGUCGUUAGCUUCUACGAACAUAAUGGCACUUUAAGUCCAACUAAUGAAUUUAAUGGAUCGAUUGGUAGCUAUGAAAUCAAUUACACGUUCGGUCCAUCAUCAAGAGUGGGAAACUACAACAGUGGAAGCGAUGAACGGGGAAACAAAAAACGGCAUUUUGAUUGGCAAUAUCAUUCGCAAGUUCUACAUGAACAGAUGCAAACGACAACAGAAAUGUCACCGAAACGCUAUCCCUCGAAGAAAGUGCCAUCAACAGCAGCAACAUCACCAUUGUACAAUGUGAGUCAAGGAAAAAGAAGAAAUGGCAAGAGAAAGGAAUUUAUGACCAAUAUAAAAAGCACAGUGAAUAAAGGAAUUCAAUAUUUGAAAGCUCAUGAAAAUUUAGACGAAAUAGAAAUUGAAAUAAAUGAUUACAAUACAAGACGUAAUCGUGAUGAAAUGAAACGCACAGAAACGGCAAAAGCCGACAUGGUAGCUGUAAAAAGUAAUAAAAUGCGAUCCCAAUCGAUUGACAAAGCAAAGACGAAUAAAAUCGAGUCCAUGCAUUAUAAACAGCAAGAGAAAGAACAGCAGCAGCAGCAUAAGUAUCAUUCGCCUAAACAAAUCAAAAUAAAUGGAAAUGGCAACAAGGAUUUUAGUAUAGUUAAGAUAACGUCUUCGGAAUCGAAUGGGAAAGGAGGAGGAGUGAAUAAUAAGAACAACAUAAACCCAACAAUAACUACACAACAAAAGUUUAAGAAAAGCAGCAUAAAUGAAAAGCAAAUAACCCAACGGCACGCAGCUUCAAAGCACAUAAAGAUUCAUCAAGCUCAUAAUGAAAUAGAUAUGAAUAUAAAGUCUAAUUUAGCUGAUAUCUUUUAUGUACCGACAUCACCGAAAGAAAAUCCAGCAUACUACAAUGAUGAACAAAUGUUAAGCGAUGAACCAGCUGGCAAUGUUGGCAAUAAAAUGGAUAUAAAAGAAAGUCUAAUGGAAAAAUCUAAUCAACAUAAUCAAACGAAAAAUGAUGCAAAUCAAAAACAUGAUAUAAAGAAUUCUACUGUUGCUUCUUAUAGCUCUCACUCAGCUGUCGGAGGAAAAACAAAACAAAAUGCAACACAUGCUAAUGGAUUUAAUAAUAAAAAUACCACCAUGCAUACAGAUAAGGCAAAUAAAAGUAGCAUUAAAGACUUUAACUCGAGUCCUCACGAAUUGCCAACAAAUGAAAGGCACGAAGCCAAUGUACAGCAUUUAGUAAAUGAUGAGAUAAGCAACGAUGAGCAGCAAAAUGAAGAAUUCAUCAACUCAAUUGACAUUCAGAACGAUGACACCAGUAAUGAGAAUACAAUCGAUUUUGAUAGUGAAUUUGAGGACAGCACAAAUCUCAAUAAUGUCUUCCACGAAGAGGAUUUGGAUUUAAGUGAUUUAGAUGAAACGAGUCGAAAUAAUCGUAAAAAUUUAAUGCGCGGUCGUGACGUUGUCACUCGAUUCUUACAAAUUGUUGAAAGUCAGCAUAUGCUUGGUAAUAAUUGUACUGCAGGUACAGCACUUAAUUUAGGUGAAGGUGUGGUGGAUCGAUACGCACAAGAUCGCUUUCGUGUUGAAGCUGAAGUGGCUGUUAAUCGUGCAAACAUGCUGACUAGAAUUUUUAAAAUGUCUCCAGCUGUGCAAAAGGACAUUAAUUUACUUCAUGCCUCUGUUCUCUCAAUGGUGGAAUUUGAUGAAGAUAUUUUCGCUGCAGGUCAUUGUUUCGAUGAGAACCAAAACCCACUCAAAAAAGGUCUAUUCUGUCCAUUUGCGCAUCGUUUACCGCCACCUGAAAUAGCGAGUUUAGCAAAGGAUUUGGCAAAUGAGUAUCAUUACCUCGGUAAUACAUCGGAAUGGUUUUUCCUUGCACGUAAGAAUGCGGAAAAGGUGAUUGCAAAGAACGAGCAAUAUAUAAAAGCUUAUCAUUCGUAUACCAAUGAUUCCGAGCGUCAUGCGACGGAAAUAUUAUCCGUAAAAUAUGAAGAUGGGAGAUGGUCGAAGCCUUACUUUGAUUGUGGUGGUGGCAAUAUCUGGAUGCUAACGUAUACAGUUCCAUUUUUUGGCUACGAAAAUGGCACAUAUUUUUUCAAAGGAACAUCAGGCAUCGAUAUAGAUUUGCGUAGAGUCGACAUUGAUCAAUGUCCGCAAAAAAAUUCAGGCGCUCUCGAAAAACAGCCAUUGAAUAUUUUCGCCGGAACUGAUAAAUGCAAACAAAGAACGACUGAGUGCUCUCCAAUAUCAGGACUUGGCUUUCGGCGAGGGUCUUAUAAAUGCAUAUGUAGGAGGGGAUAUUACUUUCCGGAUGUCAAGUCUGAAUUAAAAUAUUUUAAUGGAACGAAUUUGGAAGAAGAAUAUGCUAAAUGGAUGCAGAAUGAACCGUCUUCCUACAUAGAACCAAUGUCUUUCGAGUGUUUACCUUGUGCUGAAGGUUGUGAUAUCUGUGAGGACUCAUCGCCGUGCGUUGCAGAGCUAAAUUGGCCGAUGAGAAUGAGCAUUUUAAUUUUAGCGUGUGCGGUUAUAGGAUUUUUACCUCCAGCUGCUUAUUUUACAUUUCGUUAUCAACAAGUAAAGAUUGUGAAGGCUGCUAGUCCUGCAUUGCUUCGAGUGAUAGCAAUGGGAGCUUUCCUAAUUUAUUGUACUACCAUUGUCAUGUACCCGAAUCCUUCAUUGUAUUCGUGUGUCGCAAAAAUUUGGCUACGAGAAAUUGGAUUUUCUCUUACUUAUGGAGCACUUAUGCUCAAAACUUGGAGAAUAUCUGUGAUAUUUCGUGUUCGUUCAGCAAAAGCUAUAAAAAUAACUGACGCGUCGCUCAUCAAGAAAUUGAGUCUCUUGUGUGGAUUCGUGAGUGUUGCUUUACUCAUAAGAACACUUGUGUCGCCACCCGAUGUUAUUGUAGGACGUACAGCCGACAAUUUAAAAGCUUUCCUAUGCAAAACUGACUGGUGGGAUCACACCUUUACCUCAAUGGAAGUUCUAUUUCUCGCUUGGGGCGUUCGUUUAUGUAUUGUGGUACGUAAAGCUCCAUCCGAGUUCAACGAGAGUCGCUUUAUAUCAAUGGCAAUCUACAACGAAUUCCUUCUGACAUGCUUCCUCAAUGUUUCCAUGCUGUUUCUUCAAUCACCAGCUAAUCCUGAUUUACUAUACAUCAUAUUUUUUUGUCAUACCCAGUUAACUGUUACACUUUUACUGGCGCUCAUAUUCGGCUCAAAGGUUUACCUUGUUUUUCGUAAUGGAGGAAAGUGUCUCGAGGAUACCAUUCAUAGUAAAUCGAAUGCAGCAAAGUUUAUUAGCCGACCACAACCCAGAACAUACGCAAGUGCGAGUAGUGUGAAUGCAUCGUCGGGACAACUUCAGCAUCCAAAUGGAGCUGACAAUAAUCGAUUAAGUGAAAAUGAGGCUGUGGAAGAAAUCAAGCAAUUGGCAAAACAACUACAAAAUUUAUACGAGAGAAUUCCACAGCGAGGUACCGCAACAAAUGUUAUAUUAACAUUGUUGGAUAUUUGUCGUUCCGCUCAAAAUGGCGGAACACCAAAUCAGUUGAUGUUAAAGCCACCACAACAAGUGAAUGAACAAGCCAAAGCACUUAGUGGUGAUAAGAAUAGCACUUAUGUAGAUAAAGAGACAAAUACAUGUCAUGAUGACUACCUGUAUCAGUCAAGUGAUGUAGACAGUCGCUUUAAAAUAUCAGAUAAAUGUGAUAAAGAUAAUCAUUUAAAUUGCGAUAAAUGUAAGGACAUUAAGCAUAAGAAAACAAAAAGUAAAUGUUGUGAAGCCAAUAAUAUAAUAAGUUGUAGUACGAAUAGUAUUAAUUUUGAAAAUUUGCAAUUGCAAUGCAUGUGCAGUAGUGAUAAUAAUAGUAUUGAAGAAUAUCAAAUCCCGAUUGGCACAUCAUGGCAAUGUCAUCCAAGUGGACUCCACUUGGAUGCCAAUGGCGUGGCAAUGGCAAUUUUUUUAAAAUAA
Chironomus riparius is the source of this 4295-nucleotide messenger RNA. Lineage: Eukaryota; Metazoa; Arthropoda; Insecta; Diptera; Chironomidae. The record is from the annotation of a GenBank genome assembly.